Messenger RNA from Cylas formicarius (sweet potato weevil), 1817 nucleotides. RefSeq lists its product as uncharacterized. Bases 225 to 1232 code for a protein of 335 amino acids. NCBI's taxonomy places the organism in Eukaryota, Metazoa, Arthropoda, Insecta, Coleoptera, Brentidae. The transcript has 2 exons. The record is from RefSeq and is a predicted model, not a curated record.
GUGAAGUUUUGAUUAUCUGUAAUUUGAAGUUUGAGAGUUUAGUGAGUAGAAGAUUCAUCGGAUUCAGAGGGAGAACGUGAAGGGAAAAGGCGAAAGUUGAACAAAAAAUGUCACAUAAAAGAAAGGGAAAAAUUAGCUAGACAACGAGGAGCACAGUUUGUAACACAUAAAAGUAAAGUAGUUAAUGCUAAGAUAACCGGGCCGGAUUGCACGUGCCGUAAAAAAUGUAUCAUGUAAAAAAACGUUCAGUAAUUGAAAUUGUUUAUAAUGGACGGCCAAAAAAUGAAAAAGAUACAUAUCUUAUGGGACUAAUACAAAGAUACGAUGUUGCCAGACAUCGUCCUGCAACAGCAGAGUCUAGACAAAAUCCUUCUUCUUUCAAAUAUUUUGCUAUGGAAGGUACGUGCAGGGUUGAAGUUUGCCGCAGCGCGUACAUGAGUUUGCAUGGUCUCUCGAAUAAAGUCGUACAACGUUUAACCAAGCUUCGUGAAACUGAAACUUCACCAUUUGACAUGAGAGGAAGGCAUGCAAAUCGUGGAAAUAAACUCGAUGGGGCAAUUGUUGCCAAAAUUGAUGACCAUAUCAAAUCAUUUCCAAAAAAAGAGUCUCACUAUUCUUCUAAGUUAAUUACCUACUUAGAUGCAAGUUUGAACAUCACUAAGAUGUAUGAGCUCUUCACUAAUGAAAAUCCUGAUUUGAAAACUCACGUCAAGUAUGAAUAUUAUUUGAGACAUUUUCAGGAAAACUACGGAUACCGGUUUGGUAGGUCUCAAGUCGACGUUUGCUCAACUUGUGAAGACUUGAAUGCAAAAAUAAAGUCAACUACUCUUAAUGAAACAGCAAAGAGGUGCGCAGUUGCAGAUCUUAUGAUUCAUAAAAGACAAGCAUCCAAAUUUUACAAAAAAUUUCAAGAAAUCAAGGAGAUCUGUAAAGAGAGGAAUGACGUUGGAGCCAUAGUGUUUGAUUAUAUGCAAAAUCUUCCCCUUCCAUUAAUGCCAGUUCAGGAAAUGUUCUAUCUGCGAAAACUUAUUAUUAUUAUGUUUUUAACGUUCACAGCCUUGGCAACGAUGUAUCGGUCUUCUAUACUCAUACAGAGGGAGAUGCUCAGCGAGGCCCUAAUGAAGUCAGUACGUUCAUUUUGGACUUUAUCAUCCAACAUAUUCCUAAAGAAGUCAGAACCCUUCAUGUUUUUAGUGAUGCGUGCGCUGGGCAAAACCGCAACCAUACUCUAACCAGGUUGUUUACUGCCCUGACCAUGAAUGGCAGAUUUGAAGUUAUCAAGAGCUUUUUACGAAAGUUUGAUCGAAUUUACUCUCCAGAACAAUACAACGAUAUCAUUAUGUCUUCCAAGAAGAAAAAUGCCAAGUGUCAAGUAAAACGGCUAACAAAUACCGAUAUACUUAAAUUAAAGGCUGGUGGCCUCAAUACUUCAAAAAGACUGCCAAAUAUAUUGAGAAAAAACAGUCUUUUACCAUAAGCAAAUACAGGCAUCUAACAUAUACGCAAGCAAUGAGAGGCUAUAUCAGAGCAUGUGACUUCAUUGACGGCUUCACCCUUGGUCUUUUCGAUAUGAAGAAACAAGACAAUGUGGAUCUUCCCAUUUCAAAAGUAUACAAUGGCAAAGUUCCUAUCAAUUAUAAGAAGCUGGAAGAUAUUUCCAAAAUAGUUCAUUACAUACCCGAAGACUACAGGACCUUCUAUACCGAAAUUCUGGCCAAUUCCACUACAAAUAGAGAAACCAGUGACCCAGAAGACUAAAAAGCAUAUAAAUAAUAUUUCUUACAAUGUUGGUUGCUUAAAUAAAUCAGAGUUCUUCA